CCCCUGGCAAGCUCACUUUCUGAAAAAUGGGGCUACCGAGAAGUCGCCUUGCUUGGCAGCAUACUCGCUUCGGUUGGCAUCGCAGCAACCUUCUUCUGUGAUAGCUUGAUAUUUUUUCUUCUCAGCUCCUCCGUGGUUGCGGGUUAG
Messenger RNA from Protopolystoma xenopodis, 147 nucleotides. NCBI's taxonomy places the organism in Eukaryota, Metazoa, Platyhelminthes, Monogenea, Polystomatidea, Polystomatidae. The record is from the annotation of a GenBank genome assembly.